Equus quagga is the source of this 5481-nucleotide messenger RNA. It is a transcript of the gene SKI, whose product is annotated as SKI proto-oncogene. Gene Ontology annotation, cellular component: nucleus. The record is from RefSeq and is a predicted model, not a curated record. Bases 1 to 2193 code for a protein of 730 amino acids. NCBI's taxonomy places the organism in Eukaryota, Metazoa, Chordata, Mammalia, Perissodactyla, Equidae. The transcript has 7 exons. Gene Ontology annotation, biological process: negative regulation of BMP signaling pathway. Gene Ontology annotation, molecular function: SMAD binding; DNA-binding transcription factor activity, RNA polymerase II-specific; RNA polymerase II cis-regulatory region sequence-specific DNA binding.
AUGGAGGCGGCGGCCGGCGGCCGCGGCGGCUUCCAGCCGCACCCGGGGCUGCAGAAGACGCUGGAGCAGUUCCACCUGAGCUCCAUGAGCUCGCUGGGCGGUCCGGCCGCCUUCUCGGCGCGCUGGGCGCAGGAGGCCUACAAGAAGGAGAGCGCCAAGGAGGCGGGCGCGGCCGCGGUGCCCGCGCCGGUGCCCGCAGCCGCGGAGCCGCCGCCCGUGCUGCACCUGCCCGCCAUCCAGCCGCCGCCGCCCGUGCUGCCCGGGCCCUUUUUCAUGCCGUCCGACCGCUCCACCGAGCGCUGCGAGACCGUGCUGGAGGGGGAGACCAUCUCGUGCUUCGUGGUGGGCGGCGAGAAGCGCCUGUGCCUGCCGCAGAUCCUCAACUCGGUGCUGCGCGACUUCUCGCUUCAACAGAUCAACUCGGUGUGCGACGAGCUGCACAUCUACUGCUCGCGCUGCACGGCCGACCAGCUGGAGAUCCUCAAAGUCAUGGGCAUCCUGCCCUUCUCGGCGCCCUCGUGCGGGCUCAUCACCAAGACGGACGCCGAGCGCCUGUGCAACGCGCUGCUGUACGGCGGCGCCUACCCGCCGCCCUGCAAGAAGGAGCUGGCCGCCAGUCUGGCGCUGGGCCUGGAGCUCAGCGAGCGCAGCGUGCGCGUGUACCACGAGUGCUUCGGCAAGUGCAAGGGGCUGCUGGUGCCCGAGCUCUACAGCAGCCCGAGCGCCGCCUGCAUCCAGUGCCUCGACUGCCGCCUCAUGUACCCGCCACACAAGUUCGUGGUGCACUCGCACAAGGCCCUCGAGAACCGGACCUGCCACUGGGGUUUCGACUCGGCCAACUGGCGGGCCUACAUCCUGCUGAGCCAGGACUACACGGGCAAGGAGGAACAGACGCGCCUUGGCCGCUGCCUGGAUGACGUGAAGGAGAAGUUCGACUACGGCAACAAGUACAAGCGGCGGGUGCCCCGGGUCUCCUCCGAGCCCCCAGCCUCCAUAAGAAAAACAGAUGACACCCCCUCCCAGCACCCCACGUCUUCUGAAAAGGACAAGCAGUCUGGCUGGCUGCGGACUCUGGCCAGCCCCUCCAGCAAGAGCCUGGGCUGUGUUCACCCUCGCCAGCGCCUCUCUGCCUUCCGACCCUGGUCCCCUGCAGUUUCCACAAGUGACAAAGAGCUCUCCCCGCACCUCCCUGCCCUGAUUCGAGACAGCUUUUACUCCUACAAGAGCUUCGAGACAGGUGUGGCCCCCAAUGUGGCUCUGGCACCACCAGCCCAGCAGAAGGUUGUGAGCAGCCCACCCUGUGCCACUGUCGUCUCCCGGGCCCCUGAGCCUCUCGCCACCUGUGUCCAGCCGAGGAAGCGGAAGCUGGCCGUGGACACCCCUGGAGCCCCAGAGACGCCAGUGCCCGUAGCCGCGCCCGAGGACGACAAGGACUCUGAGGCCGAGGUGGAAGUAGAAAGCAGGGAGGAAUUCACCUCCUCCCUGUCCUCGCUCUCUUCUCCAUCCUUUACCUCAUCCAGCUCUGCCAAGGACCUGAGCUCCCCGGGCGUGCACGUCCCUCCUGUGGCCCCUGCUGCCGCUGAUGCGGCGGCCCCUGCCGACACCCCGAGCAGCGGGCUGGAGGCGGAGCUGGAGCACCUGCGGCAGGCCCUGGAGGGCGGCCUGGACACCAAGGAAGCCAAAGAGAAGUUCCUGCACGAGGUGGUGAAGAUGCGUGUGAAGCAGGAGGAGAAGCUGAGUGCCGCCCUGCAGGCCAAGCGCAGCCUCCACCAGGAGCUGGAGUUCCUGCGAGUGGCCAAGAAGGAGAAGCUUCGGGAAGCCACGGAAGCAAAGCGCAACCUGAGGAAGGAGAUCGAGCGCCUCCGAGCUGAGAACGAGAAAAAGAUGAAAGAGGCCAAUGAGUCCCGGCUCCGCCUGAAGCGGGAGCUGGAGCAGGCACGGCAGGUCCGGGUGUGUGACAAAGGCUGCGAGGCCGGCCGGCUGCGUGCCAAGUACUCGGCCCAGAUCGAGGACCUGCAGGUGAAGCUGCAGCAUGCGGAGGCCGAUCGAGAGCAGCUGCGGGCCGACCUCCUGCGGGAGCGGGAGGCCCGGGAGCACCUGGAGAAGGUGGUGAAGGAGCUGCAGGAGCAGCUGUGGCCGCGGCCUCGCUCUGAGGCCACGGGUGGUGAGAGCACGGCCGAGCUGGAGCCCUAGCCCGACCCCACUGUCUGCUGCCGAGGGUGCGGCCACUGCGGGAGAGGGCGGCCGGGCACCAGCCGUAGGGCUCUGCGCCCAGGGCCUGCCCCCCUCCAGCCCACACAGCACAACGUCUUACUGUGCCUACAACCAAGCAAGUGUUUGGAACCACAUGCUUUUGGAAUCCACUGCAAAAUUUUCUACUGGCCAAGUUUAAGUGAGCAAGCUGGGUCCCCAACUGCAGCCAGAGCCGAGGCCAGCUCAGUGGCUGCAGCCGGCCCUCUGCUUGCCAGAACAUUCUAACAUUUACACUUUUGUUAUAAGCUAUUUAAAACCAGUAAGGAGACUUGAUAUUCAGAAAAUCAACACGUUUUUUAAUGACUAACUUUUAAAAGCCCCACCAACAGUGAUGCCAUCUGAGGACCCGCUAAGGGAGUCAGGGUGGCAGCCGCCCCGCCCCUCGAAGCCAUCACAGCUCAUCUGCGCCCGCGGCUGCGUGAGGACAGGAAGGGUUUCUCCAGAGUCUAUUUUUUCAGCGACAAGGACCCAGGUCUCCUGUGCUGCCGCCGGGAAGAGCAAGGAGUGCGCCGCCCGUGCGCGAUGAGCCGGAACACUGCCGCCUUACACCGCACGCACGCCCAGCCUCGUCGCCCUCAGCAGGUGUGUGCAGAAACGCUGCGCCCGAGGGGUGUCAUCUGUCGGGGAGAUGAUGGAAGGCGGGUCCCCACCAGCAGGCACGCCAGCUGCCUGCCCACAGCGACCCCUUCUCAGUUCGGCAAACGUCGCUCCUUUCAUUUUGGGACUGAGGCUGCAGCAUUGGAACAAAACACAGCAUUAUUUCACUUUUUCUUUUUCUUUUUUGUUUGUUUGUUCAUUUAAACGUAUAUUUAGAACUGCACUUUGUCAAAACUCUUCCCUUCUCUUUUUAUUCCCGUUAACUGAGGUUCUUACUUUUCAAAUAUCGCAGACCGAUUUCUAGAGCGGUUCACAUCCUAAGUGCUCGCGUGUUCGGAAACCCCUCUGGUGCUUGGUUGAACAAGGGAAUCACAAGAAAAUGAAAAUGCAAAGACUGAACUUCGGGGGGUAGUCCUGUGCCUUCCAGCAUCUUGUACAGCAAAUCCUGACUCGUCUUUUUACCCCCAAAAUACCUGUCUUCAGUAGCGAUUGAAUCUGCCACUAUCAAAAUAAGUUACGUGCAUUUAUUCCAAAUAAUCUCGUUUACUCUCAACUGUUUAUGCAAAGUGUGUAAGGUUUCUUAUGCCCAAGCUUGAAAAAUGAUUUCCCAGUAGACAGGAGGCGGCUGCCCAUCCUAACGUAUGUAAUCAGAUAAGAAAGAUCUCGCCGGAACCUUUGCUUGACUCUGUUGUAACACCGUGGCAGCUGCGAGCGCAGACAGGCGGUGGAGGGAGCUGGCGCAGGUACAGACGUCCGCAAGACAUCAUCGCCACCGCCACCAGGACGGGCAGAGACUUGGGUGGUGACAGCGUCUGCAGGGUUUUGCCUUGGUUUACUGGGGGGCCGGGUGCUGCUGGACCCCCUUCUGAAGUGCAAUGCAGAAGGGACACCAUGUAUAUGCAGCGUUCGUUUGCAAAUUUUUUUUUGCUUUUGUUUUUCUUUUGCAGUUAUUAAAUCUGUAUGCAUGGAACUUUAAACCUCUGCCGCACAUAUAUCCCUCAGUGGGCAUUAUUACCGUGUCAUGGAAAGGGUCGGUGUGUUAUGCAACACUCAGAAUGCUGUGUUCAACCUUUUUUUUCCAGAGUUGUGUUUUUUUAGUCAUUUCUUCAAGGGAAACUAAAUGAUUUAGUUGGAGCAAAGCUUUAAGUGUGUCAGUGUGCUUCUGUGUGGCUGUGCUCUGUUGCUAAGUCUGGAAAUCGUAGUGAGGUCGAAGGGCCCCCGGGGUCUGGCCCAUUGGACCUGUUGCCUGAGGCACCCCAGUUUGCUCCGUCUGCUUUUGAGUUUUUAGGCUUCGGAGGGAGAUACACUUUUCUCAUUUGUGUGUGGGGGGUGGCACUGCCGCUUCUUGCCCUCGCACUGUCCCCUCGGGUCACCCGCACGUCUUGGCCACUGGGUCCACGCCUCCAUCAGCCGGCUUUGUCCCCGAACGUCAGGAAGAGCUGCAUAUGCAGUGGCGUCUCUUCCCCAAGAGCUGGGCAGACCUGGGCCCUGGGGAGGCCUUGUCCCACCCAGGCCUGCCCCUCCCAGCCCUCCUCGCUCCUUCCUGAGGGUCCCACAGCCCCCCGAGCUGGUGGGGCAGGAAACAGACACGGUGGGCUCCCCCUUCACCAGCAGCUCAAACCUUCCUGGGCAGCUCCCGGGUGAGGCUAGGGAGCAUGGGGUUGUCCUGGCCUCUUCUGUCCUCCAGAGGCCAGGUCUGAAGGGCAGCUGGGACUGCAGGCCUGCUCUGGACCAGCUUGCCCGGGCCGAGACCCAGCUCCCGUCUGCCCAGCUGCAGUCCUGUUUCUUCUCAGAAGGGAGAAGAAGAGUCUCUCUUGCAGGCUGCUGACUCUCCCUGUGUGUGAAUAUCCAUCAUCGAAGUGACUGUGUAUUCAGUUUAAUUACUCAUUGUUUCUAUGCUGAAAGAUUUUUAACGAAGGGAAAAAACCAACAGCAAUAACAUUCAUAUCUAUGGAGCAGCUAACUCAUACACGUAAUACUCUGCUUUUCGUACAGAACUAGCCGAUGUAAAAACAACGACUUGUAAAUACUUUGUUUCCUUUUACACUGUUGUAUCAUACGUGUAGAUGGUGGUUCAUUUUUCAGAAACUCUUUUCUUACCCGGUAGCUGUCUUGUUUUCUGAAUUGUUUUUAACAGAGGAAGAGCACGCUCAUCUGCCAGAGGGGACGGGGAAGCCCUUUGCCAGUGUUCCGAGCGACCCUGCCCCAUGGGCGCCCCGCUCGCGCAGGUUCCGUCCCCCUGUCCCGUCCCCUGCGCCCCCCUGCCCCCCGCGCCACGUCCACCAGGCUGGAGGGAGGCCUCUCGUUCUUGCUUUAAGUCAGGAGUCACAAACGACAUUUUUUUUUCAAUUAAGGAAAAAAAACACAGCUCUACCUUCGUGUCCGCCCGGAGCGUCUGCAUCGCCGUCCCCAUUUUCUCCUUUGCUGCUGCUAAUGACAAUAUGAUGACUUACUCUACUAUUCGAAAACUAUUUUUAUGUAAUUAAUGUAUGCUUUCUUGUUUAUAAAUGCCUGAUUUAAAGAGAAAAAGAAAAGGCUUGGCAUAUUUAUCUAUUUCGCUGUGUACCCGUUAGUCCUUUGGCGCCCCUCCCCCAAACAGAUGACGUUGUACAAUAAAGGACUUUGACAGUA